Mobula hypostoma (lesser devil ray) is the source of this 1068-nucleotide messenger RNA. Its product is annotated as C-C chemokine receptor type 9-like. The record is from RefSeq and is a predicted model, not a curated record. The coding region runs from base 1 to 1068 and encodes 355 amino acids. The transcript has a single exon. NCBI's taxonomy places the organism in Eukaryota, Metazoa, Chordata, Chondrichthyes, Myliobatiformes, Myliobatidae. Gene Ontology annotation, molecular function: C-C chemokine binding; C-C chemokine receptor activity. Gene Ontology annotation, cellular component: external side of plasma membrane; membrane. Gene Ontology annotation, biological process: G protein-coupled receptor signaling pathway; calcium-mediated signaling; immune response.
AUGGCCGGAGCUGACAAGGACCAAGAUUUAACCUUCCCUACCUUGACCUAUACCACAGAAUACUAUGACUAUGAUGAAGAAUCAAGUGGAAUGUGCAUAAAAUCAGAAGUCCGACAAUUUGCCCAAUAUUUUCUUCCACCUUUCUACUUCUCUGUGUUUCUUUUAGGGUUGGUGGGGAAUGUCUUGGUUGUAGUGUUGUACGCUUACUACAAGAGGAUCAAAACCAUGACAGAUGUUUAUCUCCUAAACCUAGCUAUUGCUGACAUCCUCUUCCUCUGCACUCUGCCAUUUUGGGCACUGAAUGAAAUAUCUGGAUGGAUCUUUGGAAACUUCAUGUGCAAAACAGCUAACAGCAUCUAUAAGAUCAACUUCUUCAGCUGCAUCUUGUUGUUGUCCUGCAUCAGCAUUGACCGUUACAUUGCUAUUGUGAAAGCAGUGAAAGCGCGGAGUUCAAAGAAAAAAAUACUUCUUCAGAGCAAGUUAACCUCUCUAAUUGUCUGGGUGACUGCUGUACUGUUGUCUCUGCCAGAGUUCUGCUUCAGCUCACAGGAUGAAACCCGAAGAAGUUGCUCUACAGUCUAUCCGGAGAAGAACCUGAAAGCCACAGGGUUUGCAGUUCAGGUGGCUGCUGGAUUUUUCCUGCCUUUUGCUGUCAUGACAGUUUGCUAUUCCAUGAUUGUUUGGAAGCUUCUCCGGGCCAGAAGCUUUCAAAAGCACCGAGCUAUAAAAGUGAUAGGGGCUGUGGUAGCUGUCUUUGUCCUCUCUCAGUUGCCAUACAACAGCAUCAUAAUCGUGAAAGCCAUGGAUGCAAUCAAUAUUACAAUAACCGACUGCCAAACCCUCAAGAACCUGGACAUUGCCACCCAGAUUACACAGUGCAUUGCUUUCCUGCACUCUUGUCUGAACCCACUGCUGUAUGCAUUUAUAGGAGUAAAGUUCCGAAAAGAUCUGUUGAAAAUCAUGAAAGAUAUAGGCUGCAUCAGGACCUUAACCAAACCACAGCAGAACUCUUGUAAAUCCUCUCCUGAUUAUUCAGAAAGUGAAGUGACAGGGACAUUUUCCUUAUAA